This is a messenger RNA of Eubalaena glacialis (North Atlantic right whale), 3157 nucleotides long. It is a transcript of the gene GASK1A, whose product is annotated as golgi associated kinase 1A. The transcript has 9 exons. Gene Ontology annotation, cellular component: Golgi apparatus. The record is from RefSeq and is a predicted model, not a curated record. Bases 1158 to 2819 code for a protein of 553 amino acids. Lineage: Eukaryota; Metazoa; Chordata; Mammalia; Artiodactyla; Balaenidae.
CCUUAAAACCAAGCCUCAGGUUGUGAAAUCAGGGCUGAAUUUGCGCUUUAGGCCUCAAAACAAGACAUUUCUGAGAAAAGUGAAUCCCGUGGCUUGGCCUCAGAGGAACAUUAAGAGACCUUCCCCAGGGACCUGGUUUUCAAGUUACCUGUGAAUCAGAGAGCAAGAUAGAGAGGCCUUCAGGAAGUCUCAUAAGGGAUGGAAUGAAGAAAAAUAAGAGAGAUUCAGCAAAGGAGGGAGUAAAUAAUGAGAAAAUUCCUAUAAAAAAUAGAUGUCAUGCACAUAAGAAAUCAGAAAAAAAUGUUGGGGUCAGUUCACACAUCUGCAAUUUCCAGGUGUGUGGCAAAGCCCUUAACUUCAACUCAGUGCCAGCAAGUCAGCACUGGAGAGAAACCUUUUAGAUGCAAGGACUACAGCAAGGCCUUCAAGCAAAAAGUCAGCUUAAAUCAAUAUCAAUGGAUCCAAAAGAAAAAAAGAAAAGGAAAGAAAAAUGAAAAAGAAAACCCCAAUAUCAAUGGAUCCACCCUUGGGUGAAGCCCUACAAAUGCAGAGUGUGGGAAAGGCUUCAACAAGAGUUCAGGAUUGAAGCAGCACUGAAGGCUUCAUGUUAGAGAAAAACCCUGUGAAUGUGGGAAAAUCUUCAUUCAGAACUCAAAUUUUAUUUGUCAUUGGAGAAUUCAUCCUGGAGAGGAACUUUUAAAUGUAACCUUGUUCUGUGUGUCCCCCUAGUGCAGCUGACUCAAUGUUAUUUCCAACUCUGCAGUUGUGAGCUUCUCCAUAGCAGGAUUGGUCAGGAAGGUGGACUGUCCCCAAAGGAGAUGAAUAUAAGGAAUGACCUUGAGAGUGUCUGUCUUUCCUUAGAUUUUAGCAUCGUCCACUUCCAGACUAGCUCUGGUCUCUCAUCUUGAGCAAGGGAAAGAGUCACGUUUCACCCAGCCCCAGGGACCCCUAAGCAGGAGGAACAGGAGAGCAGGUUCUACAGGCCUUAAAUGGUGUGAUCAGCUAGACAGUGUCUCCUGACCUUGAGAAGAAGCGAUUGGCAUUAGGAAGCACGUUGAGCUGAUGCUGCCCUUCAUUUAUUCUCUAGACUGCUGCUUGGUUCCCGGAACAAGGCAUCUUGGCUCUGGAGAAAGCUGCGUGGCAAGAGGCGGCAGGUGAUGGCAUUCUGCCUCUUAAUGGCUCUGUCUGUGGUGGCUGUCACCCGCUUCCCUCCACAGGACCCAGCCGCCAGCCCAGACCCUGGUCCCAUGGAGCCCCAGCGGGUAACUGGUGCCCCUGCCCCCCAGAGCAGGCAGGCUCUGAGCUCCGGCUGGAGGCAGCGGGCAAGAAACCUGAGGUUCCGGAGAGGCUGGGCCUUGCCUGGGAGCUCCAUCCUGGUGUGUGCUGAGGAGCAAGGCCACGGAGGGAACGUGGACAGCAGGCGUCCAAGGAGGGUCAAGAGGGGCAUUACUUUGGCACCUCCAGGAGAUUUGAGACUCAGUACCCGGCAUCUGGUGCUCCUGAGGGAGGAUGAGGUCAGGGGUCCAGGAGCCAAAGACCUGGACCUCCCCUGGCACAGUGGUCCCCUCUGGGAGGCACAGAGUGAGACGGGCACCCCAGAUGGCCCCCUCGCAGGGCACAACAUGGCAGCAUUACAGACUUGGAGAGCUACUGCUGGACCGACCCUCUGGCCUCAUCCAGCAGAAGGCGGGGAUCUGCCGGGAGUGAGGAACAGAGCCUUGACUGGUGGACGACAAGCAGGGGGUCCCGCCCCGGCCACGGGGGCUCAUCAGUGGCCUGGCUCUGUUGGGGAGCUGCAAGGAUCUGUGUGGUGUGACGCUGAGACCCCCAGGCUGUCGAGUGGCUUGAGGACCAGCGAGCAGGUGCCCCCGUGGCUUACAGAGCAGGAUGUGCAGACCCUCCAGCUGCUGGCGCAGGGGCACGUGGUGGGCAAAGCCAGGGUCCCUGGCCACGGGCAGGUGCUGCAGGUUGGCUUCUCCACCAAGGGUGCCCUUCAGGACCUGUCUCCGGGGCUCAGCCACCUCUGCUCCCAGGGGCUCUGUGGCCUGAUCAAGAGGCCUGGGGACCUGUCUGAGGUCCUGUCCUUCCACGUGGACCGCGUGCUGGGGCUGCGCCGGAGCCUACCUGCCGUGGCCAGGCGCUUCCACAGCCCCCUGCUGCCCUACCGCUACACGGACGGUGGCGCAAGGCCCGUCAUCUGGUGGGCACCCGACGUGCAGCACCUGGGUGAUCCAGAUGACGACCAGAACUCGCUGGCCUUGGGCUGGCUGCAGUACCAGGCCCUGCUGGCACGUGACUGCAGCCAGCCGGGCCAGGCCCCAUGCCUGGGCAUCCACCGUGCCGAGUGGGCACGCCUGGCACUCUUCGACUUCCUGCUGCAGGUCCACGACCGCCUGGAUCGCUACUGCUGCGGCUUCGAGCCCGAGCCCUCGGACCCCUGUGUGGAAGAGAGGCUCCGAGAGAAAUGCCGGAACCCGGGGGAGCUGCGGCUGGUCCACAUCUUGGUCCGGAGCAGUGAUCUCUCUCAUCUGGUCUACAUCGAUAACGCCGGCAACCUUCAGCACCCGGAGCACAAGCUGAAUUUCCGGCUGCUGGAGGGCAUCGACAGGUUUCCUGAGUCUGUCGUGAGGGUUCUCACAUCAGGGUGUCUACAGAAUAUGCUGCUCAAGUCACUGCAGACAGACCCGGUGUUCUGGGAAAGCCAAGGCGGGCAACAAGGCCUACAGCGGGUCCUCCAGACCCUGGAGCGGCGAGGACAGGUCCUGCUGAGCUACAUCCGGACGCACAACCUGACACUCUUCAGGGACGAGGGCCCGUAAGCCCCCCACGGUCUGGGCGGGACUCUCACCUCACUGCAGGGGGAAGAAGGGGGGGGCACCUCACGACAUGACCUGAGUGGAUAAGUGCCCAUCCUCACGGCCACAUUUUCUUGGGUUCACCCGUCUUGAAGACAAAAGGGAAAAGCCAGAAAUCAGGAGGGCACCAUGGAUUCCACAGGACACGUCAUCUGCUUGGGAUGGUGGAGGAGGUGGUGGGUGUUGGGUUUUCAGUCUCAUCACAUUCUUUUCUGCCUGCUCAGCUCUGGCUGUUUACUCCCUUGCACCAAUAAAUACACAAGAAUGUUCUAUGAACUGCUCCAGGUUCUGUAAAGUCAUGC